Molecule: messenger RNA, 2223 nt
Organism: Populus euphratica (Euphrates poplar)
Lineage: Eukaryota; Viridiplantae; Streptophyta; Magnoliopsida; Malpighiales; Salicaceae
Product: thylakoidal processing peptidase 1, chloroplastic-like
Exons: 6
Coding region: 324-1478 (384 amino acids)
Biological process (GO): thylakoid membrane organization
Cellular component (GO): chloroplast thylakoid membrane
Molecular function (GO): serine-type endopeptidase activity
Source: RefSeq, a predicted model, not a curated record
GGCGUUUCCAAUUUUCCUCCCGCAUUGCUUGCGUUCCCUUUCACCAAAACCCCCCCUCUUUCCCGAGCCUCUCUCUCAGAGCUCAGGGUCUCCAUCUCCUCCCAUCGCCAAACCCUAAUCCGCCGAUUCGAAUCUCAAUCACGCUCAAUUUUGACCUCACAAACUAGCUCAGCCUCUUAACUCGUAAUUCACAUCUCCAGUUCACUGAUUUUUUCGGUAGAAAUGUUGUCUAUUUCUUGCUAGGCUUACCUAGAUCAUCAACCCUCUUAGUACCCGAAGUCACUAUUUACCAAAUCUUUAUCUUGUUAUUCGAAAUUGCUAUUAUGGCGAUCAGAGUUACCUUUUCUUUCUCCGGCUACGUUGCCCAGAACCUAGGUGUUCGUGUCGGUAACUGUCGGUAUCUCAACGAAUGUUUUAUCCGGUCACGGAUAUUUGCUUCACCAGCAACAACCACCACAACACACAAUUCUGAUAUUGAACCCCCUGGCCCGAGAGCGGGAACAGAUUUUCGCCGCCGAAACCUGAAGAGGAAUUAUAGUAAUUCGGCGGCGAUGUAUAGUACGAUGGCUGGUGAGAUUUUUGGAGAUAAUUGUAAAGGGAGUGCGAUUGCGGCUGGAUUAGUUUCUCUGAUGAAGUCAACGGCCGGGGUUUCUUGUUCUAACAUGGGUGCUUGUGGAAUUUCACCAUUUAAAGCCGUCUCGAUCCUGCCGUUCUUGCAAGGAUCGAGGUGGCUUCCGUGCAAUGAGGCGGUUCUGGGAUCGAGGAGUCCUGAGGUGGAUAGAGGAGGGACAGGGACAGGGACAGGGACAGGGACAGUGAAGUCUGUGGAGAAGGUGAGUGAGAGCAAGAGCAGUACUAGUGUGAGCUUCCAGAUUAAUGGGAAGGAGUUUGAGAGGACAGGAAGUUGGUUUUCAAGGGUUUUUAAUGUUUGCUCGGAGGAUGCCAAGGCCAUGUUUACUGCUGCUACUGUUAGUUUGUUGUUUAGGUCCACCUUGGCCGAGCCUCGAUCCAUUCCUUCAAGUUCUAUGUAUCCUACUUUGGACGUGGGCGACCGUAUUUUAGCAGAGAAGGUUUCAUACGUUUUCAGAAAGCCUGAAGUCUCAGAUAUAGUCAUUUUUAAAGCUCCUCCAAUCUUGCAGGAGUUUGGUUUCAGUUCAGGCGAUGUAUUCAUAAAGCGAAUUGUGGCAAAGGCUGGAGACUAUGUUGAAGUUCGACAGGGCAAAUUAUAUGUGAACGGUGUUGUUCAAGAUGAAGAAUUCAUCAAGGAGCCACUUGCUUAUGAGAUGGAAUCAGUGCUUGUCCCUGAAGGUUAUGUCUUUGUGAUGGGGGACAAUCGUAAUAAUAGUUUUGACUCUCACAACUGGGGCCCGCUUCCUAUCAAGAACAUUGUUGGUAGGUCAGUAUUUCGCUACUGGCCUCCCUCCAAAGUAUCCGACACCAUAUACGAUCCACAAGUGGCAAAGAAUGCAAUCUCUUGACACUGGUCUCCGCAAGGAUCUCUGAUACCUAAUAUUUUUGGCUCCUGGUUGAGCAAUUGUGACUACCCUCACUGCUAUCAUCACAGUUCUGCUUAUCUUGAAUGUAUCAGAUGAUGGAUCAUCGUCUCAUCCAUCUGUUCGUUUCUUUGUUGAUGACCAAACUGUGGCUUAUGACACAUUCUUUCUUGUAAAUCAUAUUUUCCAAAACAAAAGACAAGUGGAAGAAGUAAUAGACAUGUUCAUUGCUUUGUAUCUUUAUUUAUUGUUCUUGUUUCUUGGGGAAUUCAGCAAUGCACCAAGCGACCUGCAUGGAUUUCUGCAACUAUUGCUGUGCCCAUUUCAGUGCGUGUAUUGUCUUCUUAUGCCUGAGGUUGACGCAUUAUGGAAAGCUCCUGGUAUUGGUUUCCUUUGGUGCUAUGGUUCUUGAUGCGGUUCCUCUUGAAGAUGUGGUUGUUAGGGGCAGGGGAGUGCAUCAUGAUUUUGGUCGUUCGGAGACCUUGCAAUCCAGCCUUGCACUGGAGAACCUCCUGGAGUUGAUCAUACAGAUUGCUGGUCAAUAAACAGAGCUUCAUUAUUUCAGAUUGUUUCUAAUAUUUUACUUCAUUUGUUUGAACGCUUGAAUAAUUUUUGCCUUUAAAGAAGGCUGAUUUAGACUGAAAAAUCGACUCUGGUGGUACUUCAUCUUUUCCUCCGGUUUGUUUCAGUUAUCUUUUAUUGCAGCCUGGCUUUGUGGUAUUGAAAAUCA